Messenger RNA from Hemibagrus wyckioides, 1157 nucleotides. RefSeq lists its product as uncharacterized. The transcript has 2 exons. The record is from RefSeq and is a predicted model, not a curated record. The coding region runs from base 279 to 770 and encodes 163 amino acids. Lineage: Eukaryota; Metazoa; Chordata; Actinopteri; Siluriformes; Bagridae.
UGGCGCUAGUUUCUAUUCGUUCUGUGAUUUUUGUGGACAGGAUACAGUCUUUUCUGAGCUGUCCUCGAUUUGGUCGAAAAAGAAGAAAUACACAUAGAAUGAGUUUGAUUAAAAAUAUACAGCGUUAAAUAGGAGUAUCAUACAGCCAGUAGCUCUACCUUACAAAUACAGGUUACUUAUAUAUAACAGUAAUGAGCAGAAAUACGUCCUCAAAUCUAAUUUGAAUCUUGCUGAAACGAUUCCUCGAUCGUCAGUAUUUUUGUUUUUUUGUUUUGUUAAUGUCUCUGGAGGUUGCUUGCUUGUCUUUUAGACAGCCAUACGCAGGACUCGUGCUGAACGGGGUGAAAUCUGUGGAGACGCGAUGGCGCCCUCUGCUGGCCGAGAUGCGCAACUGCACUAUGGCCGUCCACAUUGCACAGAAGGACUGGGAAGGAGACGAAUGGAGAAAUAUCCUCAGGGAGAAUUUUGCAAUGAAACAGCCUGAAGUGGACGAGCUUCUGGGAUCCGGGGAAAGAUUUGGCCGUGGUGUUGUGGCAGGUCUUGUGGAUGUUGGGGAAACAUGGUUAUGUUCUGAAGAUGUCUCUCCAGAGGAAAUGAGAGAGCUGGAAAAAGCAGCUUGCCUGACUGGACUUGCCCAAAAAUACCUCACGAGACUGUCCAGGCCACGCUGGCUCACAGAGCCGCUGUAUUCAAGAGGCCAUAAAGACAUGUGGAUGGUAAGGAUCCCAGAACAUCUGCUACCUCCGGAUCCUGUGGUUGAGUUCUUAUAGCGGUCACUGAGACCUGCAGUGCUGUUAGUUUAAUGACUUAAUGACAGGUCUGUGUUGAUUGUACUAACUGAUGACUAAUCAUUCAUCUAUAACCUUUUCACAUUUUAACUGGCAUCAAAUGUUAUUCCUUUACUUGUCACAAUUAGGCCCAUUUAUACUGCUAGAAUAUAAAUACAUCACAUGUCAAAUACCAACAUUGCUUCACCUUUUAUACUGAAUGUAGUAGGAUUUUAGGAUAUAUUAGCAAACAUGCUGAUUUAGAAAUAAAUAUUAAAAAAAAAAACACUAUCAUGACCUUUCUUGUCUAUAAGUUUACUCAGUCACUGUUUUGAUCACACCUGGCUCAUUUACAGUAAAAAUAAAGAAUGCACAUAUUUAAAAUCAAAA